Molecule: messenger RNA, 1451 nt
Organism: Stegastes partitus (bicolor damselfish)
Lineage: Eukaryota; Metazoa; Chordata; Actinopteri; Pomacentridae
Exons: 3
Coding region: 114-1394 (426 amino acids)
Source: RefSeq, a predicted model, not a curated record
UAUGCUAGCAACAACAAAACAACAAUUCGCUUCUCCUGCAAACGACUCGUUAAACUCUUGUCCAACGUCAUGAAACGAACUAAAACUCUCUAGCUGAUCUAUUGCCAGUACAAAUGGACGUCAACGAGUGUGUUUUAUCGGCGGGCAGAGCCGUGCUGGAGAUGGUGGAGCGGGAGUGGCAGCCUCUGUCUGCGGGGGAGCUGGAGCACCGGCUUGACCAGGCGGUGGAGGAGAUUCUGGAGUCGGACCUCAUUGCAAAACUUGAAGCGCAGCCUCCUCCUCCUCCACAGACUAUUUACGUGCAACUACUGCAGAGCCAGGCGAGUGUGGGACCCCAAGUUUUACACACAACAACCACAACAUCAUGCAGCCCGCCGGAGGAAGAGGCAGCAGAGUCCCAGGACCCGCUGGAAACUGUGGACAGUGCAGCAGUCAAGUACAUCUCAGACCUGCUUCAAAGCUCUAAAUCCAGGGCUCGGAUGGCUGGACGGGCUCGCUUGUCUCUGUCCCACACCGUCCUCCUGUCUCUCACCCUUCUCUCCGAACGUGUCAGCUACCGCUCAGUGUCUCGCCGCUUCCAGCUGGAGAAAGGAAAUAUUCACAGGAUCUUCUUUUCUUUCUGUGAGCGCAUCAACACCCUGGAGGAGAAGCAGAUCCGGUGGCCUGUCGGCAGAGAGGCUGAAGAGGCACUUUUCCCAUUUUCCAGUCUGAUUGGAAAAGACGAACGGGAAGAGGGAAAAGGUGUUCCUCAGGUCCUGGGAGUGUUGGGACACACCCGGAUCCCUAUCCGCCUGCCUAUAGGGAAGCAUGAUGUGGAGAGCACAGUCCCUGAGGUGAAGAGAAUGAAAAAGGAGGCACAUCCUGACUCUUGGUUAAAUCUUGAGCUUGUAUGUAACCGUAGAGGCCAGUUUCUCUACUGCAGAAUCAGUAAAGGAUCAGACAUGGACAGAGGCGGUGCUCUGAUAGACAGACUGAAACAACUCCCUGAGCUGAUGCCCUCUGGGUCCUGCCUCAUAGCCAGAGCCGGAUACCCGCUCACUGCUCAGGUUUUAACUCCAUACGCAGAAAGUCACGGACCGAGAGAGGAGCUCUUUAACAAGACGCUGGAGGAGCAUCUUCACAUCCUGGACCAGGCUGUUGCCAACCUGAGAGCCAGAUUUAAAAGGCUAAGGUAUCUGGAUAUUGGACACUACGACAGAGCUAGAGCUGUUGUGCUGACUGCCUGUGUGCUACACAAUGUGUUUGUGGAGAUGGGACAAGUUUUUGAAGGAGAGGCUGAGAAAGAGGAAGCCAUAACAUGUGAGGGACAUGCGGAGGCAGAUGAUGAGAGCAUACGCAGACGUGACAUGAUUGCAGAUCUGCUGUUUAAAAACUUUGACCCUGGAAACACAUGAUUUUAUGAUGUUUUGUAUAUAGCAGUCCUGUGAAAUAAAGAUUUAUUUUCAACUGAA